AUGAAACUUAGAAUAUCUCUCGUGUGUUUCCUCGGCCUGGCCCAAACCAUUGCGGGAGACCCCACGUGGCCGAGCCCGUCAGACGACCUCGAAGAGGUCAUGUACCAGCUCUUCGGCUUCCGGUCCGGGCCCGGCCGACAAAAUGCGGCCGAGUGGCUACGUACCGGCUUCCACGACAUGGCCACGGCCAACACCGUGUUUGGCUGGGGCGGCCUCGACGCCUCGCUGCAGUUCGAGCUGAACAACGGCGAGAAUGCCGGGCCUGGCUUCGCUUCCACCCUCGGCUUCAUGUCCCAGUACUACAACAAGAGGACGAGUCUGUCCGACCUACUCGCCCUUGCCGUCUAUGCCUCCCUGGGCAACUCCAUCGGCACCUUUCGAGAUCAGUUUAGCCGUAUGGGCUUCAACAACGCCGAGAUGAUCCAGCUCGUCGCGUGUGGUCACACCCUCGGCGGGGUCCACAGCGCCCAGUUCCCCACCGUCGUCCCACCGGGCCAGUUCCCCAACGACCGCGCGCCCCUUGACAGCACCGAUGCCAUCUUUGACAAUGCCAUUGUGACCGAGUACCUCGAUGACUCCACAGACAACCCCCUUGUGCGGGGUCCCUCGGCGCGCCAAAAUUUCAACUCGGACUUCAUCGUCUUCAACUCAGACGGUAACGCCACCAUGCGCGCCCUUGCUGACGCCGCCAGGUUCCGGAGCGUGUGUCAGGACGUCUUCAGCCGCAUGGUCGACGUGGUCCCUGCUGGCGUUGUCCUGUCUAGCCCCGUGCUGCCAUACACGGUUAAGCCAGUCAACAUGCAGCUGAUACUGGCUUCGGAUGCCGGCGCGUUGCAGUGGAGUGGCUACAUUCGCGUGCGGACGACGGAGAUGCCGCUCGCCGACAUCCUCAACGUGGUUGUCACCUAUAAGAACCGGUACGGGCAGGCGGAUUGUGGAUCCCUCUCAUGCUCAACGACACUCACCGUCCAAGGCGUUGGUACGGGCUUUGAUGAGUCUUUUGCUUUCUUCCCCAUCGACCGAUCCAUCCCUGUGGCUACCGGAAUCUCAUCUUUCACUCUUGUCGUCAACAUGAAGGAUGGCGCCAAGCGCGCCUUUGACAACAACGGCAACGGGUACCCCGUCCAGGACGGCAUUGUGAUCCAAAAGCAGCAGAGCUGCCUCCUCCAGACUUCCGGCACCUUCACCCUCACCACCGCCGUCCGCAACGACCUAGCUAAUCAGCCCGUGGCAGCCACCAUACAGUAUAAGACCAAGCGCGACACGAACCCGACCCACCUCUUGAGCGAGAUGGCCCUGUCACUGACUAAUGGCAGCUGCGUUGGUGCCUACACGCUGUUUACGGGCUCCACUACUAUUCCCGGAGGGUUAAGUGCCUCGUCCGUGAUAGAUGUCGCCGUGGGCUCAUACAAGGAGCUCUUCCGGUCUGACGUGCGAGACGCGGGGGUGCCGUCUUCAAUCUCGUCGCCGCCGAGCACCAGCUCGACUUCGACAGCCACCAGCAGCGGGAUAGUCACCAGCAGCUCGGCCGUGUCCAAUAGUGCACCGUCCUCUGAGAUCGUGACUAGCACGACGGGAGACCCAAAUCUCGUCUCAUCCACCGCUUUCUCCUCAUCCUCCUCCUCCUCCUCCUCUGUGACCAUAUCCUCGGCGAACACUGUGACAACGCAGUCUGUCCAACACCGCCCGACUGUCGGCGGCUACGAGCUCGUCGCCUGCUGGACCGAAGGCGCGCAUUCUCGCGCGCUCAAGGGCGCUUCCUUUGCCUACGAUGGCAUGACGCUUGAAUCCUGCAUGGCGAAUUGCACGGGCUUCGCCUACUGGGGCACCGAACUGCGACGUCGUCUGCUCGGGGACCGGACGCAGUACUGCGGCGGCGGCAACAGGCUCGAGCUCUACUCUACAACUGCCGCGGUCUCAGCGCCCACCCCGACGGCAACCCUUGCGCACCUCCCCACGCUCGGCGUCUACAACUUGGUUGGCUGCUGGAAGGAAGGCCGGGGUUCCCGGGCAAUGGAUGCAAGGGCGACAGCGUCGGUAGAUAUGACGCUAACAAAGUGCAAAGAGUUUUGCAACGGAUACGAGUACUUUGGUACCGAGUACGGGAGAGAAUGUUACUGCGGUGACUCGCUUCAUGAGACUAGCGAGGAGGCACCGGCCGAGGACUGCAGCAUGGUUUGCUCGGGUGAUGAGUACCAGUAUUGCGGCGCGGGCAACAGGCUUGAACUCUACAGGAGAGCGGAAUCUGGGGUCGCCUCUAGUACACAGGCGGAAACAGCCACAACCGUGUCCUUCUCGACAUCACCAUCCGUCGUGCCCUUUUCUACAACCUCCUCUUCUAUCCUCUCUUCCACCAUUAAUGCCUCACCUACGCCGACAAUUGUAGGAAACUUCACCUUUCAGGGUUGCAUCACAGAAGGCAGCGGAGUACGCGCCCUCUCCCAAGCCGGCCUCGCCGACCCCCAACUAGACCUCGAGCACUGCGCCGAAUUCUGCUCCAACUACAAGUAUUUCGGCACCGAGUACGCGUCCGAAUGUUACUGCGCCGAUUCCCUAGACCCUUCAUCCUCGGAGGCCGACCCGUCCGAGUGCAACAUGCCGUGCUCUGGCGACGCCUCCCAGCUCUGCGGCGGGCCCAACCGCCUCAGCCUGUACGCAUCGCUGAGGAGGCCCCGUCAGCCCCUCGCCACCCGGAAGCGGUAG
Parascedosporium putredinis is the source of this 2703-nucleotide messenger RNA. NCBI's taxonomy places the organism in Eukaryota, Fungi, Ascomycota, Sordariomycetes, Microascales, Microascaceae. The record is from the annotation of a GenBank genome assembly.